Diutina rugosa is the source of this 681-nucleotide messenger RNA. It is a transcript of the gene SNF7, whose product is annotated as ESCRT-III subunit protein. Gene Ontology annotation, biological process: vesicle budding from membrane; late endosome to vacuole transport via multivesicular body sorting pathway. The transcript has a single exon. The record is from RefSeq and is a predicted model, not a curated record. Bases 1 to 681 code for a protein of 226 amino acids. Lineage: Eukaryota; Fungi; Ascomycota; Pichiomycetes; Serinales; Debaryomycetaceae. Gene Ontology annotation, cellular component: cytoplasmic side of plasma membrane; multivesicular body; ESCRT III complex.
AUGUGGAACUACUUGUUUGGGGGUAAUGCCCAGCAGAAGAAGGACCGGCCCAAAAAGGCCAUUGUCCAGCUCAGAGAGCAGAUCCAGAUCCUCCACAAGAAGCGCGCCCACCUCGAGCUGCAGAUGGCCGACCAGGACGCCAUUGCCCGCAAAAACAUCACCCUGAACAAGACGGUGGCCAAAAACGCCUUGAAGCGGAAGAAGGGGUACGAGGCCCAGUUGGAGAAGUUGGAGAACCAGAUACAGCUGUUGGAGAACCAGCUCAACACCAUCGAGGGCGCCAACCUCAACCUCGAAACCAUGCGGGCCAUGAAGGAAGGGGCGGCGGCGAUGAAGCAGAUCCACGGCGAGUACAACGUCGACAAGGUCGAAGACACGAUGGAGGAGAUCCGCGAGCAGGUCGAGUUGGCGGACGAGAUCUCGGAGGCGAUCCUGCGCCCCGUCGGCGGCGAGUAUAUCGACGAGGACGAGUUGGACGAGGAGUUGGCGGAGUUGCAGCGCGAAGAGGCCGAGCGCGCGGCGCCGGCCAAGGCCGAGCCCGUCGCCAAAAAGCAACCCCCGGCGGCGUUGCCCCACUUCCCCGACGUCAACAAGGGGGAGCUCGUGCUGCCCGAGGCGGCCGAGGAGGACGACGAGGACGAGCGCGCGUUGCAGGAGUUGAAGGCGUCAAUGGGACUUUAG